This is a messenger RNA of Amoebophrya sp. A25, 4758 nucleotides long. The record is from the annotation of a GenBank genome assembly. Lineage: Eukaryota; Dinophyceae; Syndiniales; Amoebophryaceae.
UUCCGAUCGCCUUCCUUCAUUGUUUUCAUUUUCUCGAUCAUGGUAACUACGCAUUGCCUAAAUUGAUCUUUCUAUGUGAUUUGAUUUGACUCUAGUGAAUUACCUGAACCUGAAAGAAUAGAACAUUUAUUCAAUCAUCUUGGGCUAGUGAAUUUGUUUUUGAGCCAGGAGGGUUACUACUUAUGUUCUACUUCUAGACCACAAUGACGCGAGUACGCAAGAAGAAACCUCCCUCCCCAGGAGGAAAACACACCUUCUCCAACUCUGCUAGUGGUUCCGCGUCCAACAAAGGCUUGGUCGAACUCCUUCGUACUACUGAUGUUGCUGUUCAUAGGGCAACGCUCACGCUUUCGUCGUGCCGAGAAGAAUCAGCUAAAAGCGCAGACCUGGUUCCGUUUUCCUCCUUGUUAUGGAGAGUGUUUUUAUAUUCCUUAUUUACAUCUCUUUUUCUGCGUUUGAUGACUCAACACUGCGGUCGUGCUAAAAAGGGGAUCCAUGAAGUGAGCACUUUCACGUCCAGAACGUUCUCCAAUGGAAAAGUAUGACGAAAGAGUACCGCUCUAACUUUGACCGUAUCGCAGGCAGCAGCCUGCGUUAACCGCAGCAAGGAUGCACAGCUACAAGCCUUGCGGGAGCGACUCUUCCCAGCAGGCAAGGUGGCGGAGGAGAGAGCACUUUCGAUGUCGACCUGGGAUCGGCCUUGGUUUUUGAUGCUACGACAACAAUGGCGAUGGCUGGUGCGCUCUUUACACGACAUUGAGCGAUCUAAUGGGAAUGAUGGCCCACCAACAGUAAAACCUGCGAUCUCAUUCACUCCAGACCUGUCGUGGCUGCCGUCUUUUCUUCAUUUGUAUGAGACGAGGAAAAUCAUUACUCAUACUCUACUGCAAACGAUUACUUGUUACAUCGCAAUGUAGUUGCCCUGGUUCCAGUCGCAGUGGUAGUUUCAUUGUCCGAUGGGUUACUCCAGGAUUAAGGGGGAAGGCUCCUACCAAAAUAUUUCUGAGUAUGAGUAAACUUUUUCUUGUCAUAGUAGGCGUCCACAUUUCAUAGUACGGCUCACUUGGGAUGCGAUUCGCGGACGUGGCGGCUACGGCAGUAGCGUGUUCACAAUAUGCAACGUUUACGUAGCCCACGUGCUUGCACACUCAGUAUUUCCAUAUUGCUUCUUCACACACGUCGCUGAGGAGGAGGACACGUUUUUCUGGGAAAACGAUGACGAUGCGCGGGUUUGGGAGACGGAUGAAGAACAGUCGUCCUGUACGAAUACGACGGAUCCUUAUCUUGACAGUUCAAAUUCUAUCUUUCCCUCGCCAAGCCUAACAACGACAAGCAGGAUGGCGAUGAAUGCGACGAGAGCUUCGUCGGAAAAUGGAAUCUGUCCCGGCCUACGGUCUCCUGGGGAAGCUUUUUAUCCUGUUUGUUUGCCUGGAACGGAGGAGGUCGACGAGUUUCUUGGCACAGGCUUCUCAUACGAGGAACUUGUGCCCCAAGUGGUUUGUGUCUUUUACCUUUUCUGGUGGAUGAUGCUCGUAUACGUAUUCUCGUACGAAUUUCUUCUAGCGGUGGACGCAUUGGCCGACUCAGAGAAGACAGUUGAGGAAGCGCGUCAACGAGCAAGCAUGAGUCGGCGACUCUUGGAAAAAAUCGUAAGCCGCUUUGGCCUAGUUACGACUGCGUUCCCUAUGCUAGAGAAGCCACACCAGAUGAAGCACGACAGCUUCCCUCCAACUAGGACAAAAAAUAGAAGGGCAGUGGACUCCUUCAAGCUUCUGCCGACCUACCACGUGGGUCGCAUCUACCAGUUCCUCACGCUUGCCGACUGGUGUUGCGGUAUGCAGUUAGACAAGGAUUUUCACGCGAUUUUGUCCGCACAGGCAAUGCGAGAAGAGUACUUCUUCCGAAUGAACUGGACGGCACUACACGCGCUAGUGCUGGCUGAGCGGACCUGGAUCAACAAGAUUCGAGCAGUGGGAAAACUCUUCAAGCUGCUCUUCCGCCGCGAAUUUUUCGAGAAAAAUUCUGCUCCGGUAGCAACUUGUGUAAGUACGUAUCUUGUUCUGUAUAGAAAUACUCAACGUAAAUUGAUGUCGAGGAAAACGAUGUGAGUAUUGUAAAUUUUGUGUCGCUGGCUGCUCGAGUGUGCCAAUAUUGUUCAUGAUUACGUUUGGGACUGAAAUAGUUCAUCUUCAAACUACAAUGCCUGAACUAGACUGCGUUGGACGUGCAAAAUGGGCGAUUGCGAUUUCGUUGGGAAUUGCUUCAACGCCCGGAGUGGCGGGAACCAUUGCUGCGCAUAAUCUCCUUGCGGAAAGGACCACUUGCGCGCUCACGGCGUACUUCUCCUGCCAACUCAGGAGAAGCGGCGGAUUUCAAUAAGUGGGGCGGCAACGCAUUACUGGCUCAAGUGAUGGCACAAGGCCUCCGGUUCGGGCGACAAGACAUUGUAGAGGCAGCGGCAAGAAACGGUGCAGAUCCAGCAAAAAAGUUUUGGAUAGUCGCGCCCUUCGGGCCGGUAUUUUUUUUGGCUUCAAUUAGCAUGUAGACUAGAAGUAUAAUACUAUUUCUACACACGGAAGAUGAAAAUUUUAAGCCUUGGAUACUUCAGUUUAUUGAAAAAAAAAACCAAUGAAGAUGACAGGUACUGUUGGAAUCUCGCUAUUUUCUUUCCUAUGCCUCAGAUAUCACGCGAGGCUUUAUUGAAUAUCGCUGCAAUCGCGGGACAUCCGGAAAUGGUACGAUGGCUUUUGGACCGAGAAGUCGACGUGAACGCGAUCGGAGGAAACGGGAGGCAAACUUAAGGUUGAUACUCCUAUGUCAUCUCUGUGUAGGAAUCUGUGACGCAUGUGGUCAUGCAAAAGAUGGAAAGCCCUCUUAGCGAGAUAGGCCACAGGAACAAUGCUUUUUGGGGAGCUGCUCCUGCUCUAAGAAAAUGCUCUGCACGCCGCGGCGUUCUCCGGACAGCACGAGGUGAUAAGUGUGUUGUUGGAGCGUGGAGCGAACAUCUUCGCCGCAGACGCUUCGGGACACACCGCACUGGGCAUCGUGGAUUCAGCGAUGAUGGUGCGCGCACACUGGCUUUCGAGAAAUCCAGAUCGGUGGGAGCGUGCGCGCGAGAUACUGCGCGCGGCCCGUCAGGCGCGCCGCGCCGGAGAAAAUCAAGCGCGACUAAAUGAGGAAGCAGGCGAGCGUGGCAGGAGAAGGAAUGCCGCAGCACCAGGGGUGGUGAACGGAGAAGAAGCCGCCAGGAACAAUGACAGGCAAUUAAAUGGCGGACCCGCGGGUGACCUUGCCUUGAAUCACGAAGCAGAAGGCGCUGCAGAGAGAGCGGCUGCCGAAGGCAGCGAUUUGAACGACCAAACGAUUGAGGGGGGCGCUAGCCGUAGGGAGAUACAACAAGCACAGAAGGGAAAAGACAAAACAGUUCCAGAGCAAGAUGGGAGCACAAACUCACUGCAGCCAAGUACGAGCACCACUAGCAGUAGCAGCAGCGGCGUUCCCAGCGUUGGAAAAGACAGCACUGACUCGGGGCAUUUAAGUGUCGCCGGCAGCGGCAGCAGCAGCACUAGUAGUAGCACGAGUAAUGUAAGUACGACGGAUCGAGACCCUCAGGUGAAGAAUCUGUCCGCACCCAAAACUACAGCUCUCGUCGAAGAAGGUAGUAGCCCGUCAACUCUCCCAGGAGCCAGUAGCAGUGCCACAGUUGGUGGAAAGAGUGCCGCAGGCUUCCAAGUUAGUACUGACCGCCUGCCCGCGCAUAUCAUAAACUUCAAUGCUUUUGCAGGUGGACUGAGAGGUGGGGACUCGGCGCUUGUUGUUGCUGGCCACACUUCCGACUCGGACGUUUCCGGGGACGAUGGCGAUCAUCGUGGGCGCCGCGGAGGGCCAUUUGGUGUUGUCAGAAGAAGAGGGUUCGAUAACAAUGACGGCGCUGACGGCAAUGGCAGAGGAGACGACGACUUUUCGGACGAAGAAGAGGGUUCCGACGGCGAAUGGGAUGACGAGUGGGGCGACUGGGAAGAUGAGGACGAGGGAGACGAGGACCCCGAGAACGACGAUGAGGAACCUGUUCGUCCAGGGGACAACGCGGAAGAUAACCCUAAUCCAGACGACGACCCGGAGAACGGACAGGGGCCUGGUCUAGAAAAUGGUGGGCGUGUUGCUAAUGUUCUCAAUUGGAUUGACGACGUGCAGCGCAGAUAUGAAGCAUGGAUGACAGGGGGACCAAUCUGACGAAAAAGGACCCUUUGAUCUAAUCUCUUAAGAUUUCCAUGAUGAUUAAUAUCAGUCAUUCUGUUGUUCAUGUCACUCGAUAUAACUAGAAAUGUGCCGUACUGACUACUGCUAUUUUCGUCACUCCUCACGCUGUAUGAUAUUUGAGGUGCCGCACAUCAUGUUCUUAUUCAAUCUUAUCGCAGAAUCUAAACCAAAACCAUUCAGUUGUGGAAUUUGGGAAAUUGAACAUUUGAAGUCACCUUGCUCUUGUUGAGUAUCUAGGAAGGCUAGGAUAUUGUCUGAAGUUGAAAAACUAGCGCAUUAUUGCAUCCGCGCGCGUCCUCUCUUGUAUAAUGAAACUCUUAUGAUCAAGUAGAAACUAAUGAAAGGAACAAGCUGUGAUCCUUCUCAUGACGUGGUUACCCUCUGCAUCUGUUGUAUUUUGGGUCUGUUCAUGGUUGAUACGACUUCCUUUCUUUUCGUGAUUUGAUAUCAAAACCAGAGGAAGGUAACAGCAAAACCAAUAAGCCGAAAGCUCCCUCG